Hipposideros armiger (great roundleaf bat) is the source of this 7677-nucleotide messenger RNA. RefSeq names its product alpha kinase 2 (gene ALPK2). The coding region runs from base 951 to 7403 and encodes 2150 amino acids. Gene Ontology annotation, biological process: protein phosphorylation. The record is from RefSeq and is a predicted model, not a curated record. Lineage: Eukaryota; Metazoa; Chordata; Mammalia; Chiroptera; Hipposideridae. The transcript has 13 exons. Gene Ontology annotation, molecular function: ATP binding; protein serine/threonine kinase activity.
GAAUGAUACUUCAACAAAAUUCAAUGAAAGAUAUGCCCACAAUACAAAAUUUAUUUUUGUCAACAGGAACAAUUCCUGAGCGUCUGAAGGUGCAGGAGCCAUGGUAUUACUUCUGUAGGUUCCUUCUCUUUCUAGUCUCUUCUUAAUACUGUCGUCACAAUAAGGAGAGAGAAUGUGUGUGGGGAGGGAGAGAAUAGAGUGACUGCUGGGGGAGGAGGUGAGAGGAGGGGGGAUCCUGCCUUGGUGUGGUUUCUGCUUUUCUCAGAGAACUUCAGAGAACGACUGUGCUACCAGUUCUGAAGGAACAACAGAAUUCUUUUCGCCUCCCCUCCACGCCCUCCAUGGGUUUCCUAUGUGUACUUUGGAUGCCUGAUACCCUUGGUAGAAGAACUGUUGGUGUUAUUCCAGCUUCAAUCACUUUGUCAGGCAGCAAGACUUUCUUUCCUAAGAGGUGAGCAGCUAAACCUCAGGUCCUGCAUGGGUUUUGCAAAAACGCUGCUUGGUCUCCCGAGACAUCAGUGACAGCUCGUCUGGGUUUCAUCAGCUCACUGGGGCUGCAUUUCACCAGUCUCCUGUGCCAGGCCUCCCCAGCGUCAACAAGUGUCGCACCUACUGCAGGAACAGCCCUCAAGUUUCAUCACAGUGAUGCUAAAAAAUAUCCUCCAGCUUCAGCAAUGACCUAGUUCAUCCAAGGGCAGGGAAAAAUGCUCGUCUUCCAGAACUUCCCUGGGCACGGAACUUUCCCUCUUAGGAAGAUAGGCGCUUUUCUGGAAACAGACCCAACUGUGUUUUGACUCCUUCGUGGAAAAGACCCUGAGCCCUGUAGCUUCUCUGAAUCCCCAGUCCCAGGAUCAGGGACACCUAAUCAAUGCCUCACACACAGCCUGGGGAGCCCACAGCCGAGCCAGCUCUCCUAGCACGUCUCUGGGACAAAAAGUAUCGAAAAAUUCAUGUGGCAUGAGAGGAUGACAGACUCAGGAGGGCCCCAGAGGCGCACACUUUGUUUUUUAUCUACGUUGCUUUCCCAGAAAGUUCCUGAGACGUCAGACACUGCCCUUCGCUGCAUAAUAGCUGGUCAGCCCAAGCCAGAGGUAACUUGGUAUAAGAAUGGUCAAACCAUAGAAGACUGUGACAUUGUUUCCAGUUAUGAAUUCUUCGAGAAUCAGUAUACUCAUGUGUUACAUCUCUAUGGGUGUUCCCAAAAUGACGCUGCUGUUUACCAGAUCUCUGCUAAAAACGGUUCUGGAAUGAUCUGCUGUUCUGCUUCCAUUGAAGUCGAGCACUCGUCAGAGAACCCACAAUUGUCUCCUAACCUGAAAGAUGACAGGGACACAGGUUGGCCACAUGGGACAGAGACAUCUGAGCAGAAAAGCACAGAUCAAGUUGAUGAGAAAGAACCUCCUUAUAAGGAAGAUGAAAGGCCCUCCUUGGGUACUCCCAUAUCAGCUGAUUCCCCCUCCUCCGAAUUUAACCAUUUACGCUCACUCCAGUUACUCACCAGUAAUGACAUUAGUGCAUCCACUUCUGAAAAUCUCUGGGAUGUUAAAGGAACAAGGCAAACUGAAGAGGCUUGUGAUCCGAACGACACAGAGGGAAUUACAGAUGGGUUGCUUUUUCCUAAUAGUCCCGAUAAACAAGAUGUAUGUUGGCAUGGGACAAUGCAGCCCAAAGGAGCAAAGUUAAUGGAUAGUGCCUUAAACAAUCAUGAAGACUUAAACUCUAGUCAUCAAAAUCCCAACGUACAGAAAUACAUUAGCGUCAGCCUGCCGCUGUUGGAGGCAGCCACAUCCAUUUAUCCAGGUGAUGAGGCCACAAUCAACAAGCAAGACAGCCCCCAGGUUUCCAGCAGAGAUUCUGACAGUGACUAUGAACUUUGCCCAGAGAUAACCCUAACCUGCACCGAGGAGUUUUCAGAUGAUGACCUGGAGUAUCUGGAAUGUUCCGAUGUUAUGACGGAUUACUCUAAUGCAGUUUGGCAAUGGGACCUGCAGGGGCCUGAGCAUGUUUUUUUAUUAGAAAGCGAUGACGAAGUGAUGGAAUUCAGUGAGUGUUGCCUGGGGGAGUGUGGGUUUUUCCUCAGUGAAAUGGGUCCUGGGCCUCAGGUGUCAGAUAACACUGGGCCGAUGGAGGCCACUGCUGGCUUCUGUGGUUAUCACUCACAACCCCAAGACAUGAGGGUAAGAUGCCACCAAGCCUCUACCCACAGUCCCUCAUCCCCACAAACAGGGAUGACUCUGACUUUGGGACCCAAUCAUGAUGGAACGUCUACGGUGACAGACCAGGGGAGAGAUAAGCUACCCAUUGCCUCUGCUGAAAAUGAUUAUCCAGGAAUUCAAGGGGAAACCAGAGACAGCUACCAAGCAGGAGAGGAAUUCGCCAGUGACAAUCUGUUUGACAUGGAUAAAGCACUGACAGAGGGAGAAGUGAAUCGCUUAUCUGGUGAGUUAGAAAAGUCAGGGAUGAACCAGUGUUUGGAGACCACGGCUGAGCAAAGACGGGAGAAGGAUUUCUCGAGCAGGAGGGGCUCAGAGAAACCUGCCAGGGUGAGGAGACCAGGAAUUAAGGGAAAACCCAAGAAGCUGAGCCCCAACCUGAAAGACAGUGCAGCAGCAGGCACCCUUCAUCUCCUCUAUCCCAAUGAACCUGUUAAGCACCCACCAGCCCAGAGUGAGAAAAAAGAGCGUUCUCUUGCCAAAGAGGAAGAAGCUACUGAUCGGAAUUCCCACUUCCAUGCAGGAGAAGGUGCUAUUCCAACCCAAGCAGAGCAAGAAGCAAAAACCCUGCCAACUCCACCAGGCAUACUCCCCAAAGAAGGGAACUUGAACUUGGAGGGAGAAGGGGUACAGGUUAAUAACCUCUUUGAAACAAGCUGGGUUCCAGACCAGAGUGAUCAGCCGCAGGUGCAAAUUCAGGAAACAGUCAAGGAAAGAAUCUCUCUCAGCCAGAUGCCAGCUUUCUCAGAGCCCGUCGGGGAGGAGUCUGCAUUUACUGGGACCACAACGAAUUCCUUCCCCAACUUAGGAGCGAUCAACGAGGAAAAUGCGUCACUGGCCCAACACCUGGAGAUAGAAAGGUGUACUCAAGGCCCACAGCAAGAAGAAAACCAAGACAGAGAAGACAAUGCACCUGGACAUAUCUGGGAAGACCUGGGACCUGAGCUCAGCCUCCCAGGAGCCAAUCACGCAAAUAUGUCCAAAUGUGAGCUGCCAGUGCGCCUCCCCCAAGAGGGCGGCACUGACGCCAGGGAGCCCGAGGUUCUCUCUGUUGCUUUCCCUGUACCUGCAAACAUUGUCCCCACCCUGGAAACUGUGUGUGAUGGGCCAAGAGGCAGAGAAGCAGUGUGUGUGAUGGAGCUUCUUGAAGCAGGAGACAAAGGAACAUGUGACACCAUGGAUCCUCAGGUUGGAGCCCCAGUGGAUAAAUAUUUGCCUCAAGAAACUUGCUUCAUAGACUCAGAGUUGGCAGAAAGUCAAAGCAAAGUAUCUGAUUUAUGUUCACCUGAUGAGAAGACACUGGACGUUCCUUGUCAAACACAAGAUUCAGAGCCUCCACAGUCUACAUGCAGGAGCAACAAGGAUAGAAACUCGGCUGUGUUCCCUUCUUCUAUCAUUACCUGCACCGGGAACAUUUCACAAAAAAUCAGUGAAAGUGCCACAGGGGAAAAUCCAGCCCAGGUAGAGAAUGCCACCUCCAUGCUGGCCUCCACAGGACAGGCUAACCAGGAGAUGCUGAGCCCCAGCGUCUCAGGUGGGCUUGAGGAAAGACAGCCUCUAUCUUCUGAAAAGAACUCUUCGGUGCAGUUUGAAAAAGGAGGUGACGAGAGCCCCAGUACCAGUUCCCCGGAUACCACAGACAUACCAGCCAGUCAUAGUUCAACUGUGAAGUUCCCUCAAGAGAUACCAACAACAUUAACUGAUAAUCUUGAGGUAACCAGGGAGAGUGGGGACACGCCCACUGUUACCAUUGCCACCAAUGUCCACCCAGCCAAGUACCUCCCUGUUUCAAUUGCUGGGAAUAGCCAUGCAGAUGGUCCUGAGGAGAGCUCACCUCUGUUACCACAUGACGAUAGUUUUCAACUUCUUGCCAAUGGACUGUUGGGUCCUAUUUUAAAUGGUUCUACCAUUGAAUCUCCAAAAGAGCCCCUUUGCAUGGCUCCCAGGGAACCAGGAGUCCCAGUCUGUGUUCUCCCACUCUCAGAGGGAGAAGGUUUCUGUAGCAAUUCCCCUCUUCACAUUGAUAACCAGCCUGGAGAUAAGAGCUGUACCAUGGACAGAGCAGACGAUAGGAACCUUGAAGAGAAUUUCCAAGAAAAAGGAAGUGAAACAACACAGAGAGUCCAGCAGGAGAGACUACCCCACCAGGGUUCUCUUUUAGAAGAUAAUUUCCAAGAAAGUUGCCCUAUGACAUCUACUGCUCAAGGGGACAUAAACCCAGUGCCCUUGGACCACUCAUCAGCAAACUCUGGGGAAGAAAGAAGGCAGAGGUCAGGCCUGGGGACUAGUGUGUCUGUGGUGGCUAAAGCUACUGUGGAAGAUGACAGUCAGGCUGUGAGUAAUGAUCCACCACUGUCUAAUAUCCUCCCACAGGAGUAUCAACAGAGUGGACCAGGACAUUGGGAAGCAGGCAGCAAGCUGAAAAUUAUAACUCUAGAGGCUCCUGUUGCAGAAGUCUGGCCAUCAAGACAACUGACAGAUUCUGAGUGCAAGGAGUCAGGAGCUGGUGCCGUGAUUCCUGACAGGGUCUGGGCUCUAUCUGAUGUUCUGAAAACAGCUGCUGCUGGGCCAGAGCUGGACCCCUCUGAAAUAACAGCAUCAGCUUAUAGUCCACAGGCUGGGUCUGGCUCAGCCCUUGCUAAUAGAAGAAUCCACCGUACACACUGGAGUAGUCUUUCUUCCCAGUAUUUGAACCAACCUCGAUUCCUGGAGUCAUCUGUGGACCCUGUAGGUGAGCGAUUAUGUGUCAUGGAUCUGCCAUCAGAGGCUGCCGAAACUGGAGGGCAGGAAAGUGUUAGCACUGUGAGUCAAAACCAGGAGGAAAACCACCUCAGCAUGGAUCACGCUGCCUCCUUUAAACAGUGUCUGACCUUCCCUAAAAUCCUAGAGUCUUCUGUAGAUCCCAUCGAUGAAAUGGGUGUGGUGGAAUGGAAGGCGGAAACACAGGAGCCUUCUGAAUCCGCUCUGCGGGUCAUCAGAGAGGAGAAUACAUUGAAUGAUGGCAACUUGGACCAGAGAGUGGACAUCCAACCUGCCAUCUUGCCAGUCCCAUGCCCCCAGCAAAGUGGGGGAACAAUUUCAAGUGAAAACAGCAUCAACAGAAACCAGGAAGCCAGUGACAGAGGGGACGCUGGUCAAAGUCAACAUGACAAAGCAAAAGUGGACAUCCAACCUGCCAUCUUGCCAGUCCCGGGUCCUGAUGGAGGUGGGGAGACAAUUCCAAGUGGGUACAACAGAAGCCAAGCACAAGAAGGCCAUGAGAGGCGCUCAGGGGUGGCUGAGCAAAGUACAAACCACAAAGCCGAUUUUGUUUCCCCCACUUCACCUCUUUCUAGCUGCCUUGCAAUGACUCAUGCAUCUGUUGGAGUUGAUACUCACAACACCAUAGGUCAAAUUCAUGACGUCCCUGAGAAUGACUUAGUGGAGCCCAGAAACCUUCAAUGUGCGUUUUCUGAGUCAGAGGAGAGGGGGGCUAUCAUGAGUGAGUGUGAUAAACACUUGUGCUCUCCUAGUGGUCUUACUCAAUUGCCUUUUGCUUCCUCUCCUGCGGGAAACAUCACAAACUUUUCAAUCAGCCACAAAAUAGAGGAGCCCCAAAAUGGGGACACCAAAGCCAGUGCAUCGGGCUCCCCAGCAGUGACUUUGGCAUUCAUUUCAGGAGAAUGUGUGUCAGAGACAGUUCCUAAGACACUGCAGGACCCGUGUCAACCCAGCCUCACCUUGGGCCAUGGGAGAAAGUCAGGGGAGCAGAGCCUCACUCACAUGGCAGCCCAGACCGGCAGAUCCCAAGUGACGGCGUCAGAGGAGGUCAAGAAGAAGCAAAAAACCACAGGAAGCGGAUAUUUAGCUGAGGGAGUAAAGAAGAAAAUUCUGUCCAAGGUGGCUGCCCUGAGGCUGAGAUUGGAAGAGAAGGAAAAUGCCAGAAAGAACUCUGGCUUUCUUAAAAAGAUUCCCAAACUUGAAACAUCAGUAUCACACACAGAUGAGAAAAAAGACCUCCAAAAGCCACCUUGCCAAAGAGAAGGAAAAGCUCCGGUAUUGCUGAAAAAGAUCGAAGCUGAGAUGUUCCCUGAUCAGUCCGGAAAUGUGAAAUUAAGCUGCCAGUUUGCCGAAAUUCAUGAAGAUUCUACUGUCUGGUGGACAAAAGAUUCAGAGUCAAUAGCGCAAGUGCAGAGAAGUGCAGGCGAUAACUCCACCGUGUCCUUGGUCAUCGUUCAAGCCAGCCAGAAGGACCAGGGCCUCUAUUACUGCAGCAUCAAGAACAGUUAUGGAAAAGCAACUGCUGAAUUUAAUCUUACCGCUGAAGUGCUCGAACAACUUUCAAGCCACCAUGAUACUAAAGGAUGUGAAGAGAUUGAAUUCAGCCAGCUCAUCUUUAAAGAAGACUUCCUCCACGACAGCUACUUUGGGGACCGCCUGCGAGGUCAGAUCGCCACGGAGGAGCUGCACUUUGGAGAAGGGGUCCACCGGAAAGCCUUCCGCAGCAAAGUGAUGCAGGGCCUCAUGCCCAUCUUCCAGCCCGGCCACGCCUGCGUGCUCAAGGUGCACAAUGCCGUUGCCUAUGGGACCAGAAACAACGAUGAGCUCGUCCAGAGAAACUACAAACUCGCUGCCCAGGAAUGCUAUGUUCAAAAUACUGCCAGAUACUAUGCCAAGAUUUACGCUGCUGAAGCACAGCCUCUGGAAGGCUUUGGAGAAGUGCCAGAGAUCAUUCCUAUCUUCCUGAUCCAUCGACCUGAGAACAACAUCCCGUAUGCAACAGUGGAGGAGGAGCUGAUUGGAGAAUUUGUGAAAUAUUCUAUUAGGGAUGGAAAGGAGAUCAACUUCUUGAGAAGAGAAUCAGAGGCUGGUCAGAAGUGUUGUACCUUCCAGCACUGGGUAUAUGAGAAAACAGGUGGCUGUCUCCUGGUCACGGACAUGCAAGGUGUAGGAAUGAAGUUAACUGACGUUGGCAUAGCAACAUUAGCUAAAGGGUACAAAGGAUUUAAAGGCAAUUGUUCCAUGACCUUCAUUGAUCAGUUUAAAGCACUGCACCAGUGUAACAAGUAUUGUAAAAUGCUGGGGCUGAAAUCACUUCAAAAUAACAACCAGAAACAGAAGAAGCCAAGCGUUGGGAAAAACAAAAUUCAGCCAAACUCCACAACGGUGAAGAAGACAGCACCUGGGACCCCUGCAGAAAAGAAAACUUAGCAUCCAUGGGAAACUAACGGCCACCACCUAGCAGCACAGUCAUGUAGGCAGACAUCUGAAAACACCCAGGAGAGAACACAUAGCCUGCAGAAAGUACUGUGACAACCCUUGUUCCCAGCUGCCUGAGCUCGCAGCUGCCUCUAGAGCUGUCACCUGCCAUCUUUGCUGAAUUGAUUUUGGAGCAGGGUUUGUGACCAGACUUAUGGAGAGACUGGAUCAAUUGUCAGUCUCAAAGACAGUCCAUCUUUGUAAAUACCUGUAGCAUUUUUACUGA